AUGGUGAGCGAUUCGGCAAAAAUUCUUGCCCUGGUUGUCACGGCAAUAAAAAAUCUUCGCGAAUUGAAAGGCUCGACUUCUCGAGAAAUUUUACAUUAUCUCUCGUCCGUCUACGAUAUUUCACCAAAUGUGGCACGUCGUCAGGUUAGCAACCGUUCCCAUCACGCAUAUUCUCGCCUAUUUUCACGCGUAUAUUACGCAUAUAUAUCUCGUCGAUUCUCGACGAUAAUUUCACGCAAACAGAUGCAGACCGCGUUGAAACGCGGCGUCGCCUACGGUAUCCUAAAGAAGAACGGCGGCUGUUACAUUCUACCGACGAACAGCGAGAUAAAUUGCCAAGAAAUUGCCGAACAGGAGGUCAAUCUACUGGACGUCUGUCGCAGAAAUAGAAUGCAGAAAAAAUUGGGCUGCAAGUGCAAGAAGAGACGGCGUAGACGUAGAAGAAGGAAAAGAAGGUUCUGUAGAUGUAAGCGGAGACGAAGGAGGAGAGUGAGAAGACGAAGCAGAGCAGUUUGUGGAAGGAGGAGAAGAAGAAGGAAGAGGAAGUGUCGGUGCGGUGGUCUAGGAAGAAAUCUAAGGAGAGGCGAUCCAGAUAGGACGAAACGAGCCGGGAUACCCCAUGCAGCCGAAAACUUUCCAAGUGGCAGACUUUUCGAACCGUCGGAGGCUUACGAUUCCGCGGCCAGCGAGAAAACCUCUUUGUCCAGCAUCACCUCGGCAACAGACUAGAAACGUUCAUCGGUGUAAGACGAGCAGCGGUAGAGACGGCAUGUACCGCGACAAAGCAAAGCUUAAGACAGCAAUUUAUACGAGGAGCUUUCCUUUAGGGGUGUGCUCUUAUGUUUCGUAAGAAAUUGAUAAAAUGGUAAACAGCCGGGAGAAAA
Molecule: messenger RNA, 884 nt
Organism: Bombus terrestris (buff-tailed bumblebee)
Lineage: Eukaryota; Metazoa; Arthropoda; Insecta; Hymenoptera; Apidae
Exons: 2
Coding region: 1-729 (242 amino acids)
Source: RefSeq, a predicted model, not a curated record